UCUAUAUAAACAAGUUAUUCUUGUAAAAUAGUGAUAAAAUCUACGGAGCAAAAGUCAAUGUACAGAUGGACGAUUAAUUGAUGGUCUUAAAAAUGGAAGCAUAUUUUAUACACAUUGCAAAUUAUAUAGAGGGAAUAAGAAGAAAUGACAGUAAAGUUGUAUUACCUCAAAGUUUUGCCAGUAAAAUGUUACAAGAACUGAAAUCGUGGGAAUUAUGGAGAGCUGUGUUGGCAGAGCUUAUAGCUACGUUUUUGUUUGUAUUUAUUGCGACAAUGUCAGCGGUCGAGAUGGUUCCAGUUGUCGACGAUUCGUCCAAAAUUGUUAAGAUUGCUUUCACAUUUGGACUCAUGAUAGCCGUAUGUAUCCAGAUGUUUGGCCACGUGUCAGGAGGUCAUAUGAAUCCUGCAGUUUCUAUCGCGAUGGCGGUUGCAAUGGAGAUCACACCUUCACGUGCUCUACUGUACACUAUAGCACAAUGCGCUGGUGGCAUAUUGGGAUCACUCCUAUUAAAAGG
This is a messenger RNA of Ruditapes philippinarum (Manila clam), 514 nucleotides long. Its product is annotated as aquaporin-2-like. Lineage: Eukaryota; Metazoa; Mollusca; Bivalvia; Venerida; Veneridae. Gene Ontology annotation, biological process: transmembrane transport. Gene Ontology annotation, cellular component: plasma membrane. The record is from RefSeq and is a predicted model, not a curated record. Gene Ontology annotation, molecular function: water channel activity.